Trichomycterus rosablanca is the source of this 2217-nucleotide messenger RNA. RefSeq names its product tetraspanin 14 (gene tspan14). The record is from RefSeq and is a predicted model, not a curated record. The transcript has 9 exons. Gene Ontology annotation, cellular component: plasma membrane. The coding region runs from base 63 to 875 and encodes 270 amino acids. Lineage: Eukaryota; Metazoa; Chordata; Actinopteri; Siluriformes; Trichomycteridae.
ACCCUGAGUUUCGCUUUACUACCCCAAAGACGAACAGAAAGCGGAAAAACGUCGGAAGUAAGAUGUAUUAUUACAGAUAUGAAAAUGCAGAGGUCAGCUGCUGUUACAAAUAUCUCAUGUUCAGCUAUAACAUUAUCUUUUGGUUGGCUGGAGCAGCGUUUAUAGCGAUUGGUUUUUGGGCCUGGAGUGAAAAGGGGGUAUUGUUGGACCUGACUCAAGUGACCCGUCUCCAUGGAUUUGACCCAGUCUGGUUGGUUCUGUUGGUUGGAGCUGUAACAUUUAUUUUGGGAUUUGCUGGCUGUGUAGGAGCACUGAGAGAAAACAUCUGCCUACUGCGCUUCUUUUCAGGUGUGAUUGGGUUUAUUUUCUUCCUGGAGCUGACAGCGGCUGUGUUAGCAUUGGUUUUUCAGGAACCACUCAAAGGCUGGAUUAGUGAUUUCUUUAUUGCCAAUGUUAAAGGAUACAGAGAUGAUAUUGAUCUACAGAACCUGAUUGAUUCCUUACAGAGACUGAAUAAUUGCUGUGGAGCUAAGGAUCCAGAUGACUGGAACCAGAAUGUUUAUUUUAACUGUUCAGUAACAAAUCCAAGCAGAGAGCGCUGUGGAGUUCCAUUCUCUUGCUGUAUCAGUGACCCUGCGGACACUGUGGUGAAUACACAAUGUGGGUAUGAUAUCAGAGCACCGGAAUCAGUGAGUAAGCUGCCCAGUGUGAUCUUUAAAAGAGGUUGUGUCAAUGCACUGGAGGAGUGGCUGCCACGCAACAUCUACAUUGUAGCGGGAGUGUUUAUAGUUAUUUCACUGUUACAGAUGGUUGGAAUCUUCCUGGCCCGAACUCUCAUCAGCGAUAUUGAAAAAGUGAACAAUAAUUAUUACUGAGUUUAGUGUCUGUGUGUGUCUGUGUGUGUCUGUGUGUCUCUGUGUGUGUGUGUGUGAGUGUGUGUGUGUGUGUGUGUGAGUGUGUGAGUGUGAGUGUGUAAGUGUGUGAGUGUGUGUGUGUGUGUGUGUGUGUGUGUGAGAGAGAGAGAGAGAGAGAUAUAUUGUGUGUGUGUGUGUGUGUGUGUGUGUGUGUGAGAGAGAGAGAUAUAGUGUGUGUGUGUGUGUGUGUGUGUGUGUGAGGAUAUAGUGUGUGUGUGUGUGUGUGAGUGAGAUAUAGUGUGUGUGUGUGUGAAUCCUCAUUAUAAAAGUUUAGUGUUUGGCGUGCCUUUAUGAGUCUAAAACCUCUCAGGUCUUUAUUACUAAACAUAAAACUUCAUUUAUUAGUAAUACUGUUAUUAUUAUGCGACAAUUAUAAUAUCAAUAUUAUUAUGCUAUAAUAAACUAUAACUCUUUAAACAUCACAAUUUAUUAAUGCCAUUCAACCACAAUGUACUUUAUCACUGCAAAUUCACCAUAAUGCCUGUUUUUUCUGGCAAUGUUUUAGCUUUGUAUUAUUCACAUGUACAGUUUUGAGCAGUAAUUUAACAGAAUUGACCAUUAACUCAUUACUCACACAAAUAUUUAGCCUAAUCUGCCUAUUUACACUUACAUAGUGUAAUAAAAUAUUAGUUAUAAUAUUUAAUAUUUCAGUUAACUUAAAUAAAACAAAUAACAAAACAGUAGUAAAUUUAUAUUAUUAAAAACAAUAUAUUAUUAACAUGAAUGUUAACAGCAAUUGUGAUGUUAUUCAAACAUAUAUUACAUGUAAAAAUACAAACUUUUCUGCUGUUUACGUACAGGUUUCUGUUUACUACCCACUGAGUGCCUUUAUUAACAUUUAUAGGGGCGUUUGUUUAUCUCUUAAUAAAGCCAAGUGUCCUCAUAGUAACAGAACAUUUUCAUCAUUUUGACAUUGUGGACACUUUGGUCUGUUCAAUUAAAGAAGAAAUUCUGCAGCUUUUAUGUAAAUAGAAGCUUAAUAUUUUCUUCAUGUUAAGAGUGUAGGUGUAAUGCUAUUAUUGGUUUUUGUUUCAGUAAUACAUGUGUGCAUGCGUGCGUGUGUGUUUCUGGUUAAACACUGCAGUCUUCCUCUUUUUCUACUGGUUAGCUUAGAAUCUUAAAGUUUUGUUUUUUUUUCAAAUAAAAAAAUACAUUUAUGAUUUUUUUUUUACUUUUACUAGAAAUUAAAGGUUUUUACUCCUUGUAACUUUCUAAUUUUGUGUUACUGUUUUCCUGUUCCACUUCUAUUUUUAUGGAGCAGAUUUUUUGUAUUAAAAAUAAAAUAUUUUUGUAUUUGAAUACA